AUGGCCUCCGUAGCUCCGCCGGCUCCGCCGGCUCCCUCGAGCCUUCUGCAGGUGAGUCUCGCGACUUCACGAAUCCUGCACGAGGCUUCUUGCCCUGUUCGUCUAGUUCGUGCAAGCCAGGAUCAUCAGGAUCCCCAAAAUCGAGCUUCUGCAGAGUUGCUUGCGAAAGGUGCCUGUGCGAUGAUAAUCGCCUCAUUCAUAUCACAGCCUGCGCCACGACGAUGUCGUCGCACACAGCGUCGGGUACGUGAACGUGGCCGUGGGUUCAGCAUUCCAGGUGGGAAGCCGAUCUGGACCACAGGUCUCAAACCAGUGCCCGUGCCAAGCGGCUUGCGGGCAUGGCUGAGCAAGAUCAACCCAUCCAUCCGGGAGGUCAUCCAUCGUAUAGAGCAAAACUACGGGCACAAGGCUUGGAUAGUUGGAGGCGCAGUGCGCGACGUACUGGCUGGCAAUGAGCCGGCGGAUGUGGACGUCGCGACCACAAUGACUCCUACGAUACUGCAGCAGGUUUUCCCCGAUCCAAUCAUGGCGGGUGCUAAAUAUGGAGUUGUGACAGUGAAGCAUAAGGGCUGUCUUGUGGAGUGUGCGCAACUCCGCAAACCACCAGAUGGCACGGAGGGCGCACGUCAAGAGCAGGCCGAGCUAGCGGACAGCCUCUUGGAAGACUUGCAAGGCCGAGAUUUCACGGUGAACGCCAUGGCAGUGGACAUGACCCGCGGGGUGAUGUAUGAUCCUUUCGGUGGCCGAGAGGACGUGAAGGAUCGAUGUUUGCGAGCUGUGAGUCGGCCUGCUGUGCAGAUGAUGCGAAGGGACGGUCUGCGGGUUCUGCGCGCUUACCGCUUUUGGGCAGCUUUCAGUGAGAUCCCGUGGACUAUGCAUGAUAGUUUAGCUGCUGCGCUGAGGGAAGAGGGUGGUCAGCUCUUAGCAAGUAUUGCCAGACAAAGAAUUCUGAGCGAGCUGAAGAAGAUUCUCCACCGACCGAGAGGCUGGGAAGCCAUGAAGCAGAUGGUCGAGGAUGGGGUGCUGACGGCUGUGCUGGGCCGUUCUUUGGAGCUGGAAGGUCGGGAGCUGGGCGCUUUGAAGGUGCUCUUCAUGCUGCCCGAGGUGGGAGCGCGCUUGGCACUCGAGAAGCCCAAGGAACUGGUGCUGGAGAGGCCCGGCCGGCCCGACCAGACUGCGCUUUUUCAGGACCCGCUCGCGCACCCUGUGCCGUCAGCGAGGCCGCAGCCCUUUGAGUACUACGUGGUGGUUGACUUUGAAGCCACAUGCUGGGAAGGCGGCCAGGUUGCGAUGCAGCAGGAGAUCAUCGAGUUCCCAGUGGUGCUUCUGCAUGCUGCAUCUGGGACAUGCGCUGGUGAAUUCCACAGCUUUGUCCGGCCCACUGUGCACAGCCAGCUUUCCAAGUACUGCCAACAUCUGACGGGUAUCUCCCAGUCCACUGUGGACACUGCUCCUUCCUUCGGAGACGUGGCAAAAGACUUCCUGUCUUGGCUCGAGGAAAAGACCUCACGAGCCAAGGUUGCCUGGGUGGCAGAUGGCGAGUGGGACUUGGAGGAGAUGUUGCCGGUUCAGUGGAGGCGGAGUUUCGGAGAAGGUCCGCUGCCCGUGCAGUGGAAGGAGUUCAUCGAUGUGCGGAAGGUCUUCGAGCAAGUCCACCCUGGGAUGAUUCCACCCGGCCGUGGCAAGAUAAGGUUGAUGUGCGAGUACCUGCGCAUCCCGAACGUGGGGCGAGUGCACUCUGGCAUCGCAGACACGCGCAACGUCGCUCGCAUCCUGCUGAUGCUGAUGAGAGAGGGUGCCAUCUGCCAACUCCGACCUGUUGUCACACUUCCGCUCCCUCGCCCCUUCCCCACUGCGAAGCGGCAGAAAGCCAAGAGGGAGUUGCCCAAAGUUCAGGUUUCUGAAGUCGAAGUCCGACCUUUCGAGGAGGCCAUGACUCUCGUUUUGGCGCAGGUGGAGGCGGAAGAGGCCAAGGAAAUCAUGAAGAAGCUUCACUUCAGCAAGGGAGAGCAAAGGUUCGUCUCCGAGCACGUGCUUUGUUUGGGAGAGCUCCCAGAUGCUCAAGAUGCCGGGGCCGUCCGCCGCUUCCUCGUCGCCUGUGGGGAGGAGUUUGUGCGUGUACACCUACGCCUGGAGCGAGCCUGGCUUUCGGGCUCCGAGUCCUCGGAGUCCUCGAGCUUUUCCUUGGAGCUGGAAGCAUUGGAAGCCACGGAGCAAGCGGUAGAAGAACAGCUGAGGGAUUCGGAGGCGUGGGCUCAGCUCCAGAAGCCGCUGGCAGAUGGCCGGUGGAUAUCGGCAGAAACGGGCUUGGACUUAGAUUUGGUGGGGCCCAUCAAGGAGUGGCUGUUUUACCAUCAGGUCGAUGAAAAUCUGCAGUCCUUGGAGGCGGUGAGGGAAAGGCUCCAAUCUCUGGAGUCUUGGGACAUCGGGUCGGCGCCCGUCGUGGCAUGGCCUCCAGACCGAACCAGCAAGGGGCCAGGCACCAUUAUUUGGCAUGGUGGAGGCAUGCUGAAUUUCACAAGAGAAGCCGACAUGAUCCCUGGGGCGAAGCUGAGCUACGACUUGGAGAUUAAUGACCGAAACGGCAAGACAAAGGCAGUUCGGGUCAAGGUGGAAGCCCCCGGUGACCCCAGCUUUUCGUGGAAGGGCGGUGGUGGCGGCGGCGGCGGCAAAGGAGGUUACGGCAAAGCUCCGGCAGGCCGCAGCCACGGCACCGGCCCCUACGGCCAGUCCUACGGAGGCGGAGGUGGCUACGAUGCUGCUUAUUGGCAGCAGCUCAUGGCAACCAUCACACAGGCAGCGCAGGCAAUGCAGGGCGGCGGAUAUCAGGGAGGCGGCGGAGGCUACGGCUCCUGGAAGUGA
Molecule: messenger RNA, 2862 nt
Organism: Symbiodinium natans
Lineage: Eukaryota; Dinophyceae; Suessiales; Symbiodiniaceae
Source: the annotation of a GenBank genome assembly